AUGGGCUUGGAAAGGGAGUCAAGCACUCCGUCGCUUGUGGGAUUCUCUGUGAGAGGCAUCGAUGACUCUAACAACCCGGAUUUCUGCGACGAUAGACGUCCUACUGUGGCAGACGCACGUUCGUCACCACAACUGCUGGAGAAAAUCCACUCGUCGUCGCAGCUCAACAAGCUCGAGGGACCCUACACCUCUGUUGAAGAGCUGAACCGUGAGGGUGCGCUGCUGACAGACGACAACGAGGUGGACCUCGAUUCUGUAGUUCACGGCAAACUGGGCGACGCAGAAGACUUGAAAAAGUCGCUGCUCAGAAAGAAGAAGAAACAGCAGCAGCACCACCAUAACCACCACCAGCACCAGCACCACGGUCUACAAGUUCCCCGUGGCGUCUCGUCGUCCUCGUCGUCGUCCAUGUCGCCGUCUGCUUCGUCUUCACACUCACCAUCGCAGACACGUAGCUCGUCGCUAGUGACAUCCACGGAUCCCGUCCACCAUUCUCACGCCGGUGGGGGCGCUGGCGCGCGCGCCACGGGCAAUUUCGCACUCAACGACGACGACGAACAGAUCCGUAAUUCGUAUGGUGAGUUUAUCGCCAACCGGUCCCACCGUCCACAUUUGGCCGGUGGUGAGUCGUACCAAAGCACCAACAGCUACGAAAGCGAGGAUUCCUCGCGCGAGCGCUCUGGUCGCUCUGCUCGCAAAGAAGAGGCUUCCAGGGACUAUCUCAGAUCGCUUUCACGCUCUUUGAGUCGUGAUCCUAGGAAAUCCAUCGAACACGAACUGUCACGUGUCCAUCUGAAGCCCGACGUCGAGGCUUCGUCGCAUGUGAUAACUGAGGAAAUCGAAGAGAGUAAUGAACAGGCCGGACAAGAUCAAGAAGAUCAAGGUGCGCUCUUGAACGAUGAACGCGACGAAGACUACAGUGUGGAGCUUCAACAAGCAGCGAACCACGAGGAGGAUAAGCUGCCCGAACAGUAG
Molecule: messenger RNA, 975 nt
Organism: Lachancea meyersii CBS 8951
Lineage: Eukaryota; Fungi; Ascomycota; Saccharomycetes; Saccharomycetales; Saccharomycetaceae
Source: the annotation of a GenBank genome assembly